AUGAACAUCGUCUUCCUUAAGUUCAGUCUCAAAUCGACCUUUCUACACCCAUUGUCAAACUCGGUCAGCACUCGUUCCGCCUGCUCGAUGUUCGGUGUUAUGAGCACGAUGUCGUCUGCAAAGCGGAGAUGA
This is a messenger RNA of Haemonchus placei, 132 nucleotides long. Lineage: Eukaryota; Metazoa; Nematoda; Chromadorea; Rhabditida; Trichostrongylidae. The record is from the annotation of a GenBank genome assembly.